Ceraceosorus bombacis is the source of this 336-nucleotide messenger RNA. The record is from the annotation of a GenBank genome assembly. NCBI's taxonomy places the organism in Eukaryota, Fungi, Basidiomycota, Exobasidiomycetes, Ceraceosorales, Ceraceosoraceae.
AUGCCCCAUCCCUCACUUGUAAUCGGCGAGCUUUUCUCCUGACAUUGCGCUCUCUUCUCGUCCCGCAGAACAAACUCGACCAGGCCUCCAAGCAAGACAAGCUCGAGAAGCAGCUCGAGAAGCAGCCCAAGGCUCCCCCUACGCAAGCAGCCAUCAACGUGAGUGCCUGCCUCUGCACUCCGCAGUUGCAGCCAUUGUCUCGCGUCUUUGCUCACCUCUGUAACCUCGCUCACGCUAUCGCUACAGCACGGCAACGAGCCAUCCAAGGGAGCAAAGAUUGAUGAGGCUCUUCAGGCAGAGGACGAAGCCAUUCUGCGCAAGAAGGGUAUCAAGUAA